AUGACGGCAAUCUUGGUGGGAAUAGUGUACGAGUUUUCCAGGAAAUCAUCACCUAUCCCAAGAUCAGAUUUAUAUUCCCUAGUUACAAAAUCUCUUGGGGCAGAUAAUUAUGCUUUGAAAGUGAAACAAUUUCGUGAUUGCGAAGAGUUUAAGUCGUUCACGGACCCUUUGCAAUCCAAUUUUGAGAAAGAUUCUACGGGUCUUCCAAAAGUAUUUUUCAUAGAGAAUUACUUAGAAUUGGUCAAAGACAAUUUCCACAGAAUAAGAAAGGCAUUAUCUCAUGAUCCAUUAGUUGAACCACAACUUAGAGUUUCAUAUGAAGCUUUUGAGGAAAUGCAGAAUAAACUCGCACAGCUAACACACGAAUUGAAGGAGGUUAAUGAGAAGUCCGCAGCUAAUGAGAAAUAUCUCAAGCAGAAGAUUUUAGACGCUGAAGAAGAAUUGAAUACUUCAAGAAUGCUGAUUGAAAAAUCGACCUCUCAACUUGAUCAGCUUCGAGAGCUGGAGUCUAUUCUCACAGAGAAAAUAGAAAAACUAGCAUCUGACUUAAAGCUAGUGGAGGAAGAAAGAGAAAGUUUUGAGGACAAUUAUAUCAAAUGUGCAGAGCAAUUAGACGAAGUACGAAAACUGAACGUUUCUGACAAAGAAUUGAUAAGUGAAUUGACUCAAAAGUUGGAGUCACUGGAAGCUGAGAAAAAAAGGGCUGAAGAGGGUAUUAACAAAAUGAGCAGAGAACUUUUCUUACUUACAAAGCAGAAGAAGGAAUCAAGCUCUACGAUUUCGAUUUUGGAGAAGAGACUUGAGUCGAUCCAGGCAAGCAAAGAGAAGUUGGAAGAUAAUUAUAGAAUCCAAUUUGAAGCUCUCAAGAAGACAACAGAAAAUUACAAGGCUAAAGUGCAGAUUAUUGAAGGUCAAUUAAAAGAGUUGUCGAAUGAUCGGGACAGAAAGGCUUUCAAAAUUCGAGAAUCUCAAGAAAGGCUUUCUGAAGCAGAAUCGAAUAAUAUAAGCCUCAUGGAGAAGCUUCGUACUGCAGCUGUGCUUGUUCAAAAUCUUCGAAGAGCAAAUCCUGAUAUUAAAGAGGACAAAACAGUAAUACAAUCAUCUAUAUUGCAAUCACAGGAGGAAUUUAAAACUGUUCGUGUUCUUGAAGAAGAAAUCACUCAACAACGCGAGAAAAUCCAUGAAUUAGAGUUCCUUAUUCAGCAAACGAAAGAUUCAGCAGCUAGGGAGGAAACUAAUUUGAGAAAUGAGAUAUCGGCUCUCUCUGACGAGCGGGCAAAUCAAACAGAGAAAGAGCGGCGUCUCAGCGAUGAACUUAAUAAGGCAAUAAUGUCUCUCGCAGAAGCUGAAGAAAACUUCCACAGGGAGAAAAUUUCUUUGCAGGAAGAAGUACAAACUCUUGGAUUAGAGAAGGACCAGUUGCAAGAGAAAAUGAAAAAAUCCGAGGCUGAGCAUGAAUUGGAAAAGAAGCGAUUGCAAGAUGCGAUGAAGACACUCAAAGAGGACAUGCUGCAAAAAGAAAAACUUUUGAGAGAAGAAUUACUCUCGAAAUCAAAAGAGUUUGAUGGUCUAAAGCGCGAGCUUAAUAACCAAUUGGAGGUUUCAUCAUCAUUGAAGAGACAACUUGAACGACAAAUUAAGAAAUAUGAUGAAUUUAGCAUUAAGGCAACAUCAGAGAGGGAUUCUCUAGUUGAGAAGAACCGCGCAUUAUUGGCAGAUGUGGAAUCUCUUCAAGAGGAAUUCAAGCGUUCUUUAUCAAAUUCGAAGGACACUAUUCGACAGCUCGAAGAACAGGUGCGAAGAUUGUCAGAAGAAAAUGAACUGUCAGCUUCGUCUAAGGUGAUUAUCGAAAAGCACGAAGAAAUGGAACUACAACUACAGCAACAAAUUCGAGCUAAAGACGCCGAGAUCAACAGACUCGAGGAGACUAUCCAAAAGGCCAUAGCUGAGCAGGAGACCACAGUGUCUCAAUUUGAAACACGAAUUACUGAUUUAACUGAAUCCAAUUCAAAGGAAGUGGAAAACUUGAAAAUUGAGAUAGAAAAGAUUACAUCAGAAAGAGAGACCUUAAUGGAACAAUUAUCCAAAUCUAAAGAGAUUGGAAAGAAUGUUUUCUUGACGGAAAAGCAAGAGUUUCUCAAACAACUCGAGGCAGAACAGAACAAAUUAAGCAUUGUGCUUAACGAAAAACAGGCAGCCCGUGAAUUAAUCGAACGUUAUGAACAUACAAUCACUGAGAAUCAGAAGCAGAUUGCUGAACAAACUUUGCUUCUUGAUGAAAAGGACAAAGAGAUCAGGGAUCAGGUCGAAAAACUGAAGCACGACGAGGAACUAUUUUUCGCAGAAAAAAGUGCCCUAAAUAUUCGAAUUGCUGAGCUAAAUGAUCAGAAAGUUUCGUUGGAAACAAAAAUGAUAGAAACAAAGGAACUGAAAGCAGAUUUAGAUGAACAAAUUCGAAACAUAGCCACAGCUAAGACAGAAUUGGAGAGAGACUUGCAGCGCUCCUGGACAGAUAUACUGCAAUUGGAGGCAGAAAUGAAACUUAAAGAUGAACACAUUGAAGAGCUAAAAUCCAUUAUUGACAGCGAAAAGGAAAAGAAACAAAAGGAAAUGAUUGCUCUGAAAAUUGAAGCAACGGGCAAUGAUGGAGCUACCAGGGAUGCUUUGACAAAAGAGAUCACAAAUAAGAUUAAUGAACUUGUUGCCAAAGAUAAACUCAUAUUUGAGAUUGAAAAGAAGUUAGAGGAGUCUACCAUCGCUUUAGAAGACUUGACAGGUCAAAACGAUCUGUUGAAGCUCCAGAAAAAUAAAUUGGAAAUUGAUUUGAAGAACACCCAGAAAGAAUUAAAACAAUUAACAAAGCAAUUAUCGCGGCUAGAGAAAGAACUUGAAUGGAGGAGAAAAAUAGAACCUAAUGAUCCUGAAAACAACUUUUCAGUCUAUAAGAUCCAGAUAUCAGAGUUGGAGUCCUCUCUCGAGAAAACUGAAGAUACUUAUCGAAAUGAGAUGGAAAAACUUCAAGAAUCCUAUACAUCAAAAGUGUCUGAAUUGCAGUCCGAAUCGAACAAGUUCAAGAAUGAGUGCGCCCAACUUGCGGAAGAUAUUGCUUCAUUAGAAACUAAAAAUCAAGAACUAAAAAAUGAAUGCAGAAAAAUGGCGACUGAACGUAAAGCUCAUGAUGUUGGGCAAAAUGACAAGGGAUCCCAAUACAGCGACAGAGACAGUGAAAUCAAGGGACUUCAAUCAGAAAUUGAGACAUUAAACUCGACUGUUGCAUCAUUAAGGGUGGAACUCCACGCGAGAGAGGAAGAAUAUCGAAUGGCAAAGAAUGAGUUGCAAGGAGUUGAGGCACAACUUAGUGAACUUUCUUUGGACCAUCCUAUACACAAGAAAAUGCCAGAUGCAUCACAACGAGAAGGCGACUCGAUGCUACCAUCAUUGUGGCCAAAAUCGAAAGAGGAAGUUCUUUCGUUGCAAGACGACCAUGGAGUGCUUGAUUUAGAUUCCGUUUCCAAAGACAAGACACAGGCUGAAAUAAGCUCACUCAACGACAAAGAGUCGAACUUGGAACAUGAAACUGACAUGUAUGAGGAGUUGCGUAAAAAGAUUAAGGAGCUUGAACUGAGGGAGCACUGUUUGGAUGAUCAGGUCAAAAUGAAAGAAGAACAAAUUGCUAAGUUCAAGGUUGAAAAUGACAUACUAAAAGAAGAACUAUCAGAAGAGGUGGAGAAUAAAUGCAAAAGCUCGGAAUUAGAACGACAAGUUGAAAUAUUGAAAUCAGAGAUAGCGAUGCGAGAAGAGAGGAUCCAAGGCCUUAAAUCCCAAGUUAAUAGAAGUACGGAGACCAUUUCAGAACGUGAGAAUCACAUAACUGCAACAGGCAAUACUGAUGAAAACCAGUUGAAACUUCUUCAAGUUGAAUGCGAAGAUUUGAAGGAGGAAUUGAAAUAUAAGUCAGAGAUUGUGACUUUGAUAGAGAAGGAAAAGAGCGAAGUUGAAAGACAAUUGAAAGAGCUACAACAAGUUUUGAGUACUAAGGACGAUACGAAACGCACAGAAGCUCUUGCAAAUGAAGACAAUAAGGAAAACGGGCAGUCAAUGAUCCCUGAACAAGUCACAAAACUUAAAAGUGAAGUGGAAGAGCUUCAUGAGAAACUUGAGCGAGAACAUGAAUUACGUUCUCAAGCCGAAUCUGAAUUGGAGACAUUAAGAAUAGAGAGGAGGAAAGAGAAAGAGGCUAUUGCAAGAGAAGAAGAACUGAAAAAGAAGGUCGAGGCUGAUUUUGAAGACAUGAUGCUUAUGUGGGAAGAACAGGAGAAGAAAAUCGAACUUUUCAAACAAAGAUUGAGAGACUGUGGGCCAAGAAGUUUCCAGCGACGAGGAGUAGGAAAAACAUUGCGAACAAAAUAUAAAUAG
Molecule: messenger RNA, 4416 nt
Organism: Clavispora lusitaniae ATCC 42720
Lineage: Eukaryota; Fungi; Ascomycota; Pichiomycetes; Serinales; Metschnikowiaceae
Gene: USO1
Product: Uso1p
Biological process (GO): vesicle fusion with Golgi apparatus; transcytosis; endoplasmic reticulum to Golgi vesicle-mediated transport
Cellular component (GO): cytoplasm; ER to Golgi transport vesicle membrane; Golgi membrane
Source: RefSeq, a predicted model, not a curated record